Messenger RNA from Saccostrea cuccullata (small rock oyster), 1446 nucleotides. RefSeq names its product myb/SANT-like DNA-binding domain-containing protein 4. Gene Ontology annotation, cellular component: nucleus. NCBI's taxonomy places the organism in Eukaryota, Metazoa, Mollusca, Bivalvia, Ostreida, Ostreidae. The transcript has 3 exons. The record is from RefSeq and is a predicted model, not a curated record. The coding region runs from base 688 to 1443 and encodes 251 amino acids.
UAUUCACAAAGCCUCCGUAAUUUCCGCAGUCGCGGAGCGUUUACGGAGGGAUUGCGGAAAGUUUACGGAAAGAUUACGGGUGGUUUACGGCGUAUUCACGAAGCUUCCGUAAACUUUGCGAAAUUUACGGAAAGUUUCCGCAAGUGAAACACGCUGAACGGGCACCUGCAUUGAACGAAAAAGAGUUAUGACCAUAUUAAAACUUUAAUAGUUUUGAGGGUGUUUUGUUUAUUUUUUUAAUCAAAUGUGUUGCAUACUCGAAAUUAAAGAAUCAAAACUUAAAUGAGUAAUAACUUUCUAAGAAAAAAAAAGAAUAAGACAGUAUUUUAUCACGUGUUUAUAUUUUUAUAGUGAACAAAAAUAAAGCUUUUUAAAGGUUAUUUAUAACUAUUGAAAUCAAAAUAUUCAUAUUGUUGUGAUUAUUAGAUAACUAAAUGUGUAGUCGGGGAGGGGGGGGGGGUCAUUUUUUAAAUAUACUCGAUUGAAACUGGUAAUUAUUUAUAUAAUAAAUGAAUAAACAGCAAUUUACAAAUAAUGAAUAAAUAAUAAACGUUUUCGGCGUAACAUAUAUAUUUGUACAUAGGUUUAGAUAGAUUCUCUUGAUAUCUCUUUUGUCCUGUGAACCUAUUGUGACGUCAUGACUAAGAAAAUGACAUCAUUGAAAUUCUGACAAUUAAAGCUGAAAUUAUGGAAGAUAGAAAAAAGAAGCCGCGCUUUUGUGAAAAAGAAAUUGAAAUAUUAGUUCAAGGAGUUAAAGAACGUUCAGAUGUCAUCAACUCAAAAUUCAGUGACAUGAUCAGCAAUACAAAGAAAAAGCAAGCGUGGGUGGAAAUUAUGGAAUCUGUAAAUGCUGUCUCAUUCUCAAAAAGAACUGUCGAUGAAAUUAAAAAGAAGUGGGAUGAUGUGAAGAGGGGUACAAAGAAGAGAGCUUCUGCCGUCCAGAAAGAACGUUGUAAGACGGGGAGUGGAAAACUGGAAAUUAUACCUUUAAGCCCAAUGGAAGAAGAUAUUGUGUCUGUAAUGGGAGAGGAGAGGAUUUUUGGAUUCAGCUCGUAUGUAGACACCAUGAUUCCACCUACACCAAGCAAAGCUGUCUCUGGAGAGAGUCCACCACAAGAAGUACAAGAGGUACAGACGACUACAGAAGGAGGCAUCAGUGAAAUAGCACCAGAAUCUGCUUUCUGCACGAAGAAAAUGAAAAGGCGGCCAAUCCAAUAUGAGGCCGAUGAGAGCAUGGUACUACAGAGAGAACUGAUCAAUAUUCAAAGAGAAUGGCUAGAUGUGGAGAAAGAGAGACUCGGUAUCGAGAGGGAGAGGCUUCAGAUAGACCGUCGACGCCUGGAGAUGGAUGAGCGGGCCAGGGGAUUUUCCGCCACUUGUAAUAAUUCGGAACGCAAUACAUCGGAAUUUCAACUGUUCAACGGUGCAUUUAUGCAAAUUUGAGGA